Pan troglodytes (chimpanzee) is the source of this 3061-nucleotide messenger RNA. It is a transcript of the gene BANK1, whose product is annotated as B cell scaffold protein with ankyrin repeats 1. NCBI's taxonomy places the organism in Eukaryota, Metazoa, Chordata, Mammalia, Primates, Hominidae. Gene Ontology annotation, biological process: signal transduction; B cell activation; negative regulation of phosphatidylinositol 3-kinase/protein kinase B signal transduction. Gene Ontology annotation, molecular function: signaling receptor binding; protein tyrosine kinase binding. The coding region runs from base 358 to 2844 and encodes 828 amino acids. The transcript has 17 exons. The record is from RefSeq and is a predicted model, not a curated record.
ACGGGGCUCUGCGGAGACCACGGGCCAUCAUUAGACAACUGCACUCGGGCACUGAGGCCAGGGCGUCCCUGAGACAGGGCUUCUCCUUUUUAUCCUGCCGCCAGGCAGCCCAGAGGGUUCUUCUGUCCCUGACUUCUCUGAGGGGCUUCUGGACGCCACGAGGAGGGAGCGCGCUGGGAGUUCUGGCCAGCGGGCUACCCUCAGUGUCUGCAACUUCUGAGGAGCUGGAACUUUCCCCAGCACCCGGGUCAGGGUCCUGUAGUUUCUAAAAUCACUUUGCAACCUGUUUUAAAGCAAUGCGCGUUUAAAAUUAUACGUAAUUAUUUUCAACAGUCGGUAAGCACAGAAAAACCGCUCAUGUGUAGCGUCACGCAUUUACCUGCCCGGCCUGACAAAUCCCAGCCUGGUGAAUUGGUAGCCCUGCUUCUUGGCAGGUGGCUUUGCAGAGAAACUCUACCAACACCACCUCCCUACUCCACUGGCUUUACUAACUUGGUCAAAGGAAAACGGUCAACUUGGUUGAAUGCAGAAGUAGAUUUAUAUUUUCAAAUGGACGGAAAUACAAAAGACAUAAUAAUCAUAUAUGAAGAAGAUGCUGAGGAAUGGGCUCUGUACUUGACAGAAGUAUUUUUACAUGUUGUAAAAAGGGAAGCCAUCCUGUUAUAUCGCUUGGAGAAUUUCUCUUUUCGGCAUUUGGAGUUGCUGAACUUAACGUCUUACAAAUGUAAACUUUUGAUAUUAUCAAAUAGCCUGCUUAAAGACCUAACUCCAAAGAAAUGUCAGUUUCUGGAAAAGAUACUUCAUUCACCAAAAAGUGUAGUUACUUUGCUUUGUGGAGUGAAGAGUUCAGAUCAGCUCUAUGAAUUAUUAAAUAUCUCUCAAAGCAGAUGGGAGAUCUCAACUGAACAGGAACCUGAAGACUACAUCUCUGUAAUCCAGAGUAUCAUAUUCAAAGAUUCUGAAGACUACUUUGAGGUCAACAUUCCAACAGACCUACGAGCAAAACAUUCUGGGGAAAUAAGUGAGAGAAAGGAAAUUGAAGAACUAUCAGAAGCUUCAAGAAACACCAUACCACUAGCAGUGGUGCUUCCCACUGAAAUUCCAUGUGAGAAUCCUGGUGAAAUAUUCAUAAUUUUGAGAGAUGAAGUAAUUGGUGAUACUGUAGAGGUUGAAUUUACAUCACGUAAUAAGCGCAUUAGAACACGGCCAGCCCUUUGGAAUAAGAAAGUCUGGUGCGUGAAAGCUUUAGAGUUUCCUGCUGGUUCAGUCCAUGUCAAUGUCUACUGUGAUGGAAUCGUUAAAGCUACAACCAAAAUUAAGUACUACCCAACAGCAAAGGCAAAGGAAUGCCUAUUCAGAAUGGCAGAUUCAAGAGAGAGUUUGUGCCAGAAUAGCAUUGAAGAACUUGAUGGUGUCCUUACAUCCAUAUUCAAACAUGAGAUACCAUAUUAUGAGUUCCAAUCUCUUCAAACUGAAAUUUGUUCUCAAAACAAAUAUACUCAUUUCAAAGAACUUCCAACUCUUCUCCACUGUGCAGCAAAAUUUGGCUUAAAGAACCUGGCUAUUCAUUUGCUUCAAUGUUCAGGAGCAACCUGGGCAUCUAAGAUGAAAAAUACGGAGGGUUCAGACCCCGCACAUAUUGCUGAAAGACAUGGUCACAAAGAACUCAAGAAAAUCUUCGAAGACUUUUCAAUCCAAGAAAUUGACAUAAAUAAUGAGCAAGAAAAUGAUUAUGAAGAGGAUAUUGCCUCAUUUUCCACAUAUAUUCCUUCCACACAGAACCCAGCAUUUCAUCAUGAAAGCAGGAAGACAUACGGGCAGAGUGCAGAUGGAGCUGAGGCAAAUGAAAUGGAAGGGGAAGGAAAACAGAAUGGAUCAGGCAUGGAGACCAAACACAGCCCACUAGAGGUUGGCAGUGAGAGUUCUGAGGACCAGUAUGAUGACUUGUAUGUGUUCAUUCCUGGUGCUGAUCCAGAAAAUAAUUCACAAGAGCCACUCAUGAGCAGCAGACCUCCUCUCCCCCCGCCGCGACCUGUAGCUAAUGCCUUCCAACUGGAAAGACCUCACUUCACCUUACCAGGGACAACGGUGGAAGGCCAAAUGGAAAGAAGUCAAAACUGGGGUGAUCCUGGUGUUAGACAAGAAACAGGAGAUGAACCCAAAGGAGAAAAAGAGAAGAAAGAAGACGAAAAAGAGCAGGAGGAGGAAGAAGACCCAUAUACUUUUGCUGAGAUUGAUGACAGUGAAUAUGACAUGAUAUUGGCCAAUCUGAGUAUAAAGAAAAAAACUGGGAGUCGGUCUUUCAUUAUAAAUAGACCUCCUGCCCCCACACCCCGACCCACAAGUAAACCUCCAAAAGAGGAAACUACACCUUACAUAGCUCAAGUGUUUCAACAAAAGACAGCCAGAAGACAAUCUGAUGAUGACAAGUUCCGUGGUCUUCCUAAGAAACAAGACAGAGCUCGGAUAGAGAGUCCAGCUUUUUCUACUCUCAGGGGCUGUCUAACUGAUGGUCAGGAAGAACUCAUCCUCCUGCAGGAGAAAGUCAAGAAUGGGAAAAUGUCUAUGGAUGAAGCUCUGGAGAAAUUUAAACACUGGCAGAUGGGAAAAAGUGGCCUGGAAAUGAUUCAGCAGGAGAAAUUACGGCAACUACGAGACUGCAUUAUUGGGAAAAGGCCAGAAGAAGAAAAUGUCUAUAAUAAACUCACCAUUGUGCACCAUCCAGGUGGUAAGGAAACUGCCCACAAUGAAAAUAUGUUUUAUAAUGUACACUUCAGCAAUAAGCUUCCUGCUCGACCCCAAGUUGAAAAGGAAUUUGGUUUCUGUUGCAAGAAAGAUCAUUAAAGGAGGUUAUUAUAAUGAAACUCACGAAUCUACGGACAUUUUGCUUUCAGGGUGAAGCAAGCUUGAAUUUGGAUUGCCUGCUCUCUUUAAAGCAAAUUCAUACUAUGACAGCAGAAACAAACCUUCAGAUUUCAGAAUUUGUUAUUGGCAAAAUUUAUUCUCAUUAUACCUGCUUCAUAUGGGUAUAUUACUAUUAAAACAGAAUACCAUAGAGUAA